CUGGGGAAGGGGCGGCUGGCGCCAUGUCAGGCCGCGAAGGUGGCAAGAAGAAGGCCCUGAAAGAGCCCAAGAAGCAGACCAAGGAGAUGGGUGACGAGGAUAAGGCUUUCAAGCAGAAACAUAAGGAGGAACAGAAGAAACUUGAGGAGCUGAAAGUGAAGGCCGCAGGGAAGGGACCCCUGGCCAUAGGUGGAAUUAAGAAAUUUGGCAAAAGCGUCCUGGACUCCUCCGCCUGCAGCUACCACUCCAAAGCUGAGCUGGCACAGCACCUACGGCAGAAGGAAGUAGAGUUGCUGGUCUUUAGCAAGCUGUGGGUCUGCCACCUCUUUGGGGACAGUAAUAGGCAAUGA
Messenger RNA from Jaculus jaculus (lesser Egyptian jerboa), 350 nucleotides. RefSeq names its product translation machinery-associated protein 7-like. The record is from RefSeq and is a predicted model, not a curated record. The transcript is spliced from 2 exons. The coding region runs from base 24 to 350 and encodes 108 amino acids. Lineage: Eukaryota; Metazoa; Chordata; Mammalia; Rodentia; Dipodidae.